This is a messenger RNA of Larimichthys crocea (large yellow croaker), 2974 nucleotides long. It is a transcript of the gene eogt, whose product is annotated as EGF domain-specific O-linked N-acetylglucosamine (GlcNAc) transferase. Gene Ontology annotation, molecular function: protein O-acetylglucosaminyltransferase activity. The transcript has 16 exons. Lineage: Eukaryota; Metazoa; Chordata; Actinopteri; Sciaenidae. Gene Ontology annotation, cellular component: endoplasmic reticulum lumen. The record is from RefSeq and is a predicted model, not a curated record. The coding region runs from base 159 to 1745 and encodes 528 amino acids.
CCGUGUGGCCGUCUCUACAUACUGCAUACCGGUAUAAGGUUUCCGGUGUUAUGGCGACCACCGGCAACAUCAUCGCUUCAGCCCGGAGGAGAGCAGACUGUGCGUUCAGGGUGCUGUGAGGAGAGGCAGCUAUCUCACAUGUCUGUGUGACUCUGACUAUGCUGCUCUUGGUAGCGCUGGGCAUCGUUUUUUCUUUCGCUGUGGUCACCACUGAGAGCUCUGAGAACACCAACCACAAGCCACCAGCACCAGCACCACCGCUGCUCAACUACGGCGUGAUCUCCCUGCCGCCAGAGCAUGUACCCUACUUCCUCUACAACAACAAGAGGGUCGCCAAGCAAUGCCGCCUGGACCCACUCUGCCCCUUUAAAGAUGCACUGCAGGAUCCGUCUGCGUGUUGGGGUUAUGAGAAGAACUGUGAUCCUGGGAAGCGCUUCAGCUAUCCAGCCUGUACCAAAGCUGACUCUGGAUGGGCCCAUUCACUGGAGGCAGCCCGGGAGCUUUUCUGGAAGCAGGCUGAUUUUGGCUACGUCAAGGAACGCCUCUCUGAGAUCAAAACACUCUGCAAGGCCGUCAAGCCAGGGGACUCGUCUUUAAAAUGUAGUAGCCACACUCGCUUCUGUAAGGCAACCAACCUUUACCUGGACUUGCGUAAACCACGCAGAAGUCAUGAGAGAUACAAGGAGGACUUCAUUCAGGAGGGUGAGAUUGGCGGUCGUUGCAGCCUGAACAAGCGUGCACUUGCUGCAGAAGGGCAGCACAAGAGCCCCUUACAAUCAUGGUAUGCUGAGCUGCAGACAUUUACAGAGCUGGACUUUAAUCCCAUAGAGGAUGGACACUGUGACAUCAUUGUAGAAAAACCCACUGUUUUCAUGAAACUGGAUGCUGGGGUGAACAUGUACCACCACUUUUGUGACUUUGUCAAUCUCUACGUCUCCCAGCAUAUUAACAACUCCUUCAGUUCAGAUAUCAACAUCAUCAUGUGGGACACGAGUUUUUAUAGUUAUGGAGAUCUGUUCAGUGAAACAUGGAGGGCCUUCUCAGAGUAUGACAUCGUCCACCUGAAGACCUAUGACUCGAAAAGAGUGUGCUUCAAAGAUGCCUUCUUCUCCCUCCUUCCGAGAAUGAGAUAUGGCCUCUUUUACAACACCCCUCUCAUCUCAGACUGCUCCAGUGAAGGAAUGUUCAGGGCGUUCUCCCAGCAUGUCCUCCAUCGACUGAACAUCCCACAAGAUGGGCCAAAGGAGGGGCGUGUUCGUGUCACCCUGCUGGCUCGCAGCACAGAAUACAGAAGGAUAUUAAACCAAGUGGAGCUGGUAAAUGCCCUCAAGACUGUGCCUUUACUGGAGGUCAAUGUGGUGGACUACAAAUACAAAGAUGUUCCCUUCCUGGUGCAGUUGAGGAUCACCCACAACUCUGACAUCUUUGUAGGGAUGCACGGGGCGGGUCUCACGCACCUCCUCUUCCUCCCUGACUGGGCUGUCAUCUUUGAGCUAUAUAAUUGUCAGGAUGAGAGCUGCUAUCGAGAUUUGGCUCGGCUGCGGGGCAUUCGUUACGUGACUUGGCAGAAAAUGGACAAAGUGCUCCCACAGGACAAGGGUCACCAUCCAACCCUCGGGGACCAUCCGAAGUUUACCAACUACUCCUUUGAUGUGGGGGAGUUCAUGCGCCUCGUGCUGGAGGCAGCUGAUUACGUCACACACCAUCCCAAAUGGCAGCGUCGGACUCUUCAUGAUGAACUCUAGAGUCUCUGUGAGUGUGGGACAGAAAGACUUUCACAUGAAGCUGCCAUUUGUUGUGAUCUAAAGACGACCUCACAUCAGCAGUUCUUUUAAAAAACUUUUAUAAAAAUUUACCUCAUCCACCAAUGGAUAUUAGUGGUCUGGUGGUGUAUUCGUCACCUCCUGUCCAUUUGCUUUGAUGGGUCUGGAUGGGUGAAAGCAGUACGGCGGACAACUCGGGGGUUAAAUAGCUUCCAUCAGCUCCAUUAGUGUCAAAUCAGUUAGAGGACGAGGCGCGUGCAGUCAGAGCAUCUGGAGAGAGAUAAGAUGCGUCCUAUGUUUCUUCGUUACCUCCGCUGCAUCUACUUCAUUCCACACCGACAAAGUUAGCUAAUGAGCAGCUGUUGCGGCGUCCCUUCACAUGCGACAUCUUGUCACAUUUGAUCAGAGUCACCUUGAUGCGAGCUUCUUCAGAGCUGCUGACAAUCACACCCGUUUCUGAGCACAUCCAGCAUACGGCAGUCUAAUAUGAUGUGCAGUAUUUACAUGCUGGAUUCGUUUGCAUAUAAUUGCAGACUUGGACUUUUUUUUUUUAAAGUAGUUCGGCAUGUGAAUUCAUGUGGUCUUAAGUUAUGUCAAACAGUAAUUUAAAAAAAUAUGACAAGGAAGAUAAGACACUCCUACUGCUAAGAGGAAUCAGUAUUGGUGUUUGUAUGUAUGCAAGUACAGCAGUACUUUUAAACACACAGUACUGUGAAACAUUAUACAAGCAUUUGCCAGAGUUUUAUGCAGUGUAAUGAAAAUGAUGUUGCUUGCUUCUCAGCUAAUAUCCAAUUUUUUCAUCUUUAUUUACAGUUUACAAGGGUUUGUAACAUUUAUUAUUUAAACAUGUUAGUCAUACUGAUGUAUUUAUUAUUAAUUCAUUUACAUUUUAGCAAAGGAAUUGCAUUGUCAGUAUAGUCAAAUGAUGCAGGUGCUGCUGUUGUCCAUUACCUUCCCUUUUGAAUGCUAUUUUUUAUCUCACAGUCUGAAAUGGAAUGAGCAUAAUUUGCAUGUAGUCUGACGCAAUGCACGAGUAUUCUGGGCGCUCAGAAGAUCAUUUUUGUGUUUCUUGGCCUUUCCGUAAGCUUGAUGUUUUAUUUAUCAAUGCCGUGUUGAACUCAGAAAGACCUCUUUGGUCAGGGCUUUGCUUUGCAGGCGAUUUCAUAUUCAAAAGCUGUGUAAUAUGUUGAAAUAAAUAAUUCCAAAAAAAA